GGCCUGUCUCCAGGGGGCUUGCAGUGGGGACGGAGUGGCAGGGGCGAGGCCCAGAAGCUGCCCUGCCUGCUGGGGGGUGUCGCCGAGUCGGUGGUGGCUCAUCGAGAGAUACACGCGGAGGGUGGUGUUCAACUGCUGCUGCCGCGAUGUGAUUGGCUGGAAGGCGGUGACGGAGAGCAGGGCGGAAGGCGGGCCUUGUCUGGGACAUCUUCUACGAGAGGGGGGAGGCGGGGUGUCAAUUAGCGUCAUGGACAGCCAGGUGAGGAGAUACGAGAAGUGGUGCAGAGACUGGAGCUGGUGACGCGAGGCUGCGAGGCGCGCGAGGUCACGCCCCUGCGGGACGGCGUGGGCCAGCCAGGCUUCCUGAUGAGCGAGGAGGGGCUUCGUGACGGAGCUGCAGCGCUUCGGCUACGCGGAGAGCGGCGGGCUGCAGCUGGGCGCCCGCGUGGUGCGUCUGUGCGGCCAGGGCCUGGUCCACCUCAGCCCCGACGAGAGGGCGCGCCUGCUGCGCACCGCACACAAGAUCCACAUCACUGUCAUCCCCCCGGACGAGAACGGAAAACCUCGCAGGAGUUUCUCUGAGCUGUACCAGAAGGCCAUCCAGGAUGCUGAGCGUAAACCUGGGGAGGGCCAGUCUGGGGAAGCCUGGGUGCUGGAUGAGAGGGAGGAGGAGGAAGAGGAGGAGGAAAAGGAGGAGGAGAGGAAGCAAGGCGAGGGCAGGGAGGCAGAGAUGAUAGAGAUGGAGGUGGAGGGAGGAGAGGCAGAGGAUCCCCGGUCAGACAAGGUCCAGGGUGAGGAGGGUCAGACGUCGCUCCUCUCCCCCGCGAGCCUGCCCCUGCUUCGGGCCACUUCUCUACAGGAGGCCCCUUCCCUCCAGGCCCCAGAGGACCCCGCCACCCAGCUGACACGAAGCUGCUCCCUGGAGAGGGAGCCUCACUGCAGGGACAUAUGUGACAGACAUGUAUAUGACAACGUGGGCCUGAAGGUGGACGGCCACAUCUACGAGAACUCCGGCGAGCUCCGAGACGCCACGCCCGACCUCAUCCUCGCCGUGAAACCCAAGGUCCCUCUGGAUGGAGAACAGUCGGUGGGCGCUGAGCUGGGUGAGGACGGCGGGCCCUCGCUGGCCCCCUCCCAGCUCUCCUGUCUGGACAGAGCAGAGAGGAACUCCAGAGCUCUCAGCCUCCACUACUCCAUCACCAAGAUCCUGUCAGAGAACACAGACUCGUCAGAGGAGGAGUGGCAGUCCAUCUCUGACCUGGCGUCAGCCUGCAGGAGCAUCCUGGAGGCCCUGUCACGAGAGGACCGCAGAGCAGGAGAUGGGAGUCUGUCUGGAGCAGACGGAUCCUCUCUCAGCGGACAGACCGACGGCAAGAUCAAGGACAUGAAGGACAGUGAUUCCCCGGGACACCUGGAGGAGAAGGUCUCCCAGCUGGAGGCCAUGCUGAAGAGACUCCAGGACGACCUGCAAAAGGAGAAGGAGGACAAGGCGGUGUUGCAGGCUGAGGUGAAGAGCCUCCGGCAGAAUAACCAGCGGCUGCAGGAGGAGUCCCAGACUACGGUGGCCCACCUCAUCAAAGUCACCGAGCUGCUGUGCAAUGUCAACAAGCCCUGCUAGCUCUGUCACCGCACUGUAGCACACACACACACACAUACACACAGUAGCAUGUGUAUGCACACACAGACAAACACACACACACACACAGUAGCAUGUGUACAUACACACAUACACAUACACACAUUGUAGCAUGUCUACACACACACAGUAUGGAUACACACACGUCCACAGACACACGUAUGCAUGCUCGGCACAUACUCAAACAAACACACACACAAAAUCACACCAAGUCAAUUGUGUACACAUCACAUUGACUAUAUACAAUACGUGUCCCACCUGAACAGUACUAGAUGUGUGCGCAGACACAUAUGAGUAAACAAAAGUGCACCCGCCACUCUCUGUAUAUAAUCCCUGUCCCAGUACCCUGGGACGAUCCUGGGGUUCAAAAGUAUGCAACACCCAUCCUAGUUUUCCGUGUCCUGGUCCUGCUCAUGGACUGACCACAUAUACAGCCCACCCAGAGGCUGCUGACUUCACAGUACUUGUUUCUGUAGUGUGUGUGUGCGAGUGAGAGCGUGCGUGCAUGUGUGUGUCACCAUAGUUCUUCUAUCUUACAUACUUGACAAGUUGGGCUGAAUAGCGCUUGCUUUCGAAGCAGUUCGACUGACUAGAAAGAUGUUGCGUAGCAUGUGAGGCGGACGUCUUCUCCACCAGAGCCAAAAGUGUGUGAACAGUGUGUCUCCUUACGCACACAAGACCCCCAGACCCCUUCACCUCUCUCUGCCCAGUGCCAUGCACCCUCUGCAGGGGAACAGCUCAGUUGUGGAUCACUAGAGGAGAGAGGGCCUGACAAUGAGGUGGCCGCUGGCGUGGUCCUGCUUCAAAAGACAGAGUGAUGUACACUGACUCCUCGCUCAGCAGCCCCAUUCGAGGGACCGGGUCUCUUUGUUUCGGGUCAUUGUCCCUCCCCUGGGGGACUCCUCAGUGCCAUUUGAGUGUUUCUGAGCCCUUCAGACGGAUCGGUAGCAGAGAUGCCCAUCUCUCAUGACUCAGAUGAAGUGCAGCCGACGGGGUCGACAUUUUUUGGGACGUUUUCGUCAGAGGAACUGCGAGGAUUUGUGACAGGAAUGAAGACGAUGUCGCACCGAUACACCUCAGCUGUACAUGAGACUGUGUCUGGAGAGUUGACCUUCAUAUUCUUCCUCUGUUGACUGUAGCAGCUACACUGAAGAGAAGUGUGCCCCCUGCUGGACUGAGCCUUGUCUUGCAGCUCUUAAUUCCUCCACAAACAGAAGAGAAAAAAAAACAUGUAGGCAUUGAACUUAAAACGGACAGUCCUUUAGAAAAGAGUAUUAUAGUUACACAUUUGUAUUAAAAUGUGUUUUGUGUUUGGCUGAUGUCUUCAGAGACUAUUCUGUGUUUGUAAGUGUGGCUUAACAGGGAGGGAUGUGAAGUGUGGCAGAGGAACUGUCUAUUCCACCCUCCAGUAUGUUUGUGUGUGUCGCUGCAAUAUUUUCUCCUCGCACUUUUGGCAUAGCCUCUCUCAGCACGGGCCAGGGAGACGUAUUCAACGCGCCCAGGUUAUGAUUUGCUUGAAAUGUGAACGUGGGUUUGUUCUGCUUCCCCUCACCCUGUGUUCAGGUGCAGCUUUGAAGACGCCAGAAACAAUGGGAGGUCAAAGGUGAGCCCAGACGGCUCUCCUUCAACACUGUCUGCUGACUGGGGCCAAGGCAGCUGUCCUGCACCCUGCAGAACCACAUACACACACACGCGUGCAUGCACGCAUGCGCACACACAUACACACACACUAACAUGUUCACACACACACACAUUCUACACUCCAAAAGGGAUGCCAAACAAUCGCCAGUCACUCGGACUCGACGCUCUUCUUUGUUGUAAAUACUCCUUUACUUCCUCUUGUAAUUUUAAUUUAGAGUCACUGUGAUAACCAGGUACCAGCAGAUUAUGAUAUAACUCUGAUUAAAUUAUAAAUCUAAAUUUAUCUUUAUGUGAAGACAUGUAGAGCUGAAGGGUUCUGUGUUCUUUAGUGUAUUGGGUUGUGUCUGCCCUCCAGAGUGGGGCAGACACACAGAAAGACAGACAGACAUGCAGACAGACAUGCAGACAGACAUGCAGACAGACAGACAGACAGACAUUAGCCCAGGAGUCCACAGGGGCUGUUUGAUUCGUGCUGUCUCUAAGGGUGGAGUCUCCUGGGGCCUGGGCCACAGGGUGGGAUGAGGGACAAGAGUAUUUUCUGUUUAACUGUGUUCUGUAUAGUUCAUUAGAUUGUAGGAAGUUGUACAAGCAUGAAAACGAUGCCCGGCAACUUCCAAGCUCCCCUCUGUAUGUGUGUAUGUAUGUAUAAAAUGUAAUAACUUA
This is a messenger RNA of Hypomesus transpacificus, 3940 nucleotides long. RefSeq names its product signal-induced proliferation-associated protein 1-like. The record is from RefSeq and is a predicted model, not a curated record. The transcript has 9 exons. NCBI's taxonomy places the organism in Eukaryota, Metazoa, Chordata, Actinopteri, Osmeriformes, Osmeridae. The coding region runs from base 731 to 1618 and encodes 295 amino acids.